Messenger RNA from Botrytis cinerea B05.10, 2171 nucleotides. RefSeq lists its product as hypothetical. Gene Ontology annotation, molecular function: O-methyltransferase activity. The record is from RefSeq and is a predicted model, not a curated record. Lineage: Eukaryota; Fungi; Ascomycota; Leotiomycetes; Helotiales; Sclerotiniaceae. The transcript is spliced from 5 exons. The coding region runs from base 363 to 1613 and encodes 416 amino acids.
GGGCUUCCUUGGCCCCCUAAUCGCUAUUUUGGGUGUAUUUUGACGCACUAGGGCCUGCUUUGGGCGACACUGCGUUUAAAGGAUUCAACUAACUGACCAUCCAGCUACAUGGGAUAAGAAGGUUCUCUACAUUGGGCAACUGCCAAUGAAUGUCCCGUAAGAGAUGAGCUAGCCUAGAAUGACAACUCCUGCUGCUUGACUAUUGCCCCUUCCCCCUCAGCACUUGCAGACCGAUUUUAUCCUGGCAGCAUGCCCCCCGUCAUGCAGAGACCUAUAAUAAACAUCUUAUCUCGAGCAAGAACUAAAAUCGCCAACCUAAGUUCUUCAAAAAGAUUCUCAUCAGCGAACAACAAAUCAACAAAAUGCUACCAUCGGCAGCACUAACGCUUGAACCCCCGGCCAGCAUGGCAGCCGAAUACAUGAACGGAAUAAAAGUAAUUUCAGAAGGUUUAGACUCUACAUCUGGAAUGACAUUGCACGAGAAACAGGGACUUCUAUCUGCAGCGAAACAGCUUGUCGACAAACUGGAGGGACCUGAAACUGGGAUUUGGAAAGUUGUCUUCGGACCCCAAGCAAAUGCGACACUCAGAUCAGCUAUUGAGAUACGGAUCUUCGAGGUCUUCGAGGACAAUAAUGAGCCGAGAAAUGCUGAUCAGCUUGCGAGGCAGACUGGAGCCGAAAAACUACUACUGGUCCGUAUCAUGAGAGCACUUACUUCCGUCGGAAUCUUCACCGAAGUUGGCGAAGAGACAUACACUCAUAACAUGCGAUCGAAACUAUUCACUAAUAUCACCUUUCGCACUAUGAUGCGCGGAAUGUCCUCGAUCCUGGCUCCUUAUCUCGUAAAGUUGCCGGAGUAUCUCUCUAGCACCUCCUUCCAAAACCCAAGCAAUGGGGAACAAAAUCUGUUUCAGUACACUAUGAACACCAAGAUGGAUUACUUUGACUGGCUACAUACCCAGCCUCGCGAUCUCGAGAUCUUCAGUGCGGCUAUGCAAGCUUCUUCACAGGGAAGUCAAAGUGCCGCUGCGGAGCUUGUGUCCUCCCAAUUUCCGCUAUCAGAUGUUUUAAACUGCGGUACCAAGAAUUCUGAAGAACUUCAGGAAGAAAACGUACUGAUUGUUGACGUUGGCGGGGGACGGGGCAAAGUUCUGGACGAUCUUAGAAUGGCAAGACCAGAUUUACAAGGAGGCAUGAUUGUGCAGGAUUUGCCCAAGGAGAUUGAUGGGCGAGAGCCAACCCCCGGUAUUAGGAGUAUGGCGCAUGAUUUUUUCACUCCUCAACCAAUUAAAGGUGCGCACACCUAUUUCUUCCGCCACAUCUUCCACGACUGGCCCGACAAUGUCUGCAUCAAAAUUCUCCAGCAAACUACUCUCGCUAUGCAGAAAGGAUAUUCGCGAAUACUGAUUGUAGAUUCAGUCUUGCCAGAUAUGGGUGCUUCUGUAUAUGGAUCUCUUCUUGAUAUUAACAUGAUGGCGCUUUCGGGAAUCGAACGUACAGAGAAGCAAUGGAAGAAGCUUUUGGAAGGAGAAGGUUUGAAGGUCGUAAAUAUACAGUGGCCUGCUACUUCUGGGGGAAGUCGAGAUUGUGUUCUGGAGGCCGUAUUGGAGUAAAGCAAGGUCUCACUCACUAUCGCUCACUCUCUUUGGCCUUCACUCAUUUGACCAGAAAUACGCUGUUAUCCGUGAUAUCGCGAUACCCAUCUCCCAGGCAAAGCACGAAAAAUCCCAGAAAUCGUAAUCCAGAGACGCCACGUCACGUGUUUCAGAUCAUGCUCCUCAAGAGAUGUGCGAAUGUACACGUGGUAUUCUCCCUCAAGGACGUGUAGUAGAUCUCGAGCUUCGAUAAGACUAUUCAUAGCUUAAAUAGUCUAUUGAUUCUUCUAUUGAUUUCAGUAUGUGGCAUCGGGAUUUGCAAUUGGAGAGGGAGUGUAAGGUUAUUGGAUUUCUCCAAAUCAUAUACGAAUCUGCAUUCCCGAAAGGAUGCAGCACUGGCAUAUAAACUGCUCCAAUGUCUGACUACACACGCACACACGAGGGCUAGACAUGACAUGAAAGAUCAGACCUCGUACUUUUUCCUCUGUGAAUGGCGCCGGGAAGGUCUAUUAAUAGUAUCCCGUAUACGAUGGAUGGGAUGUAGGUAGACAGCACAUGAGCGAAUCAGAAAGGUUA